GGCCAACUUGGUGAAGUUUCUUCACAAAGGCGCCACGGGAGUGGCUCCGCGCAAUGUAUUGUCCUGCGAGUUAGUUGGCCGACAACCCUGAUUCCCCCCGCGUGGUGCCAUCCAUUCGGAUCCUACUGCCCCUGGCCAAGAUCGAUUAUGGAGCACGAGGCUGAGAUCCCCGAAGAGGGGAUGGUGGAUGGCCAGCCCCAGCGCAGGCGCAAGUUCACCAUCCAGAGUAGCUUUGGCCAAGCACGAGAGCGGCGCAGUCGCAAGAGCCGCCCGUGCGAUACCUGUCGGAAACGAAAGACGGCCUGUGUAAUCACUGAUAAACCACCAUGCGCCUUUUGCAAAAGCAGGAAUAUCAGCUGCAUAUCAUCGGGGUUAAUUCAAAAUGACACUUCUGAAACUUCUCUGGAUUCGCCCAUGGAAGCGUCACCGUCGCCCUUUUCGGCCACUACAGGGCCAACACCACCAAGCCAGCCCGCCCUGUCGCCAGGUGGCCUGAUGCGCCCACUGGCAACUACACCAAUUAAAUAUGAAAGCCCGUCCGUAUCAGGCAGUAUAGGGCCGCCAGACUCUCGAUCUUCGGUUGAUUCCCAAGGAAUCCCCCGAACAGUCUAUACACACACUCUUGGGACGACAGAGGGCAUGGGCGUCUGGCCGACGAAUGGCCCAGGACGCAUUCACACUCUUGAAGAUAACCUCAAUAAAACGGCCAACUUUAUGGGGGAUACUGCCGAACAGGAUACCUACAUCUUGGAUUCCUUUCGCUACAUGAUUGUUAGCGAGAAGGAUGAGAUUGACGCCGACUAUCUGCAGGUAUACCCUGGCAGCUCCAAACGAAACGACCCGCCAGUGCACUUUUUAUUAUUAGAGAACGAGGUUCCAGAACACACGUUACGACCAAAAUUGGAGUCAUCUGACGCAAUUGAGAGGACUGUGUACCCAUACAGUGCUAACUUGGUGCGUCUCUUCUUCAAGUACGUCCAUCCGGUCUACCCGGUUGUCUCCAAAGGACGCUUUUUGAGACUCUUCGCGACCAACAAAGAGAAGCUUCCAGCCUCACUCCGAGGCGCAGUUUACGCUCUUGCAUGCAUGUUCUGGAGUCGAGAUCCGACUCUCAAAGGACCAUGUCCCUUUGAACAGCAUGAAUUGCAAUCUCGUGCCCAGAUUUCUCUGACGGCUGAGUUUAACAAUACAAAUCUAGCCAAUCUUCAAUCAUGCCUAUUACUUCUUCAUAUGACACCCCCAUGGAUUGACACCGUGGAAUCACCAGUCAUGUGGGUGAUUGCGUCACAGGCGUUGGCAUGCGCACAGAUGAGCGGUCUACAUAAAGACUGUGAUGAUUGGAAUAUUGAGCCUUGGGAAAAGAAGUUAAGAAAGAGGCUCUGGUGGGCGGUAUAUGCUGCUGAUUGCUGGGCUUCCAUCUGCCACGGCAAUCCCCCGCACAUUAGCCCGACUUCUUUUUCAACAACCUCUUUGAAUAUAGACGACAUGCGCUUUGAUGAGGAUGUACCUGAGGAUCUGAAAGACUAUCUAGACCCCGCAGACACGGUGUUUGACGAGGCCUUGGGUGCUCGUUUCUUGGAGUAUAUUUACAUUACACGGGUGGUCCGAGAGGUUGUCGAUCUACGAUUCGAAGUCAAUACAGCAUAUGACGAGCAGGAAUGUCUAUCUGGAUUACAUAGAUGCCGCAGUCGACUCGUGGAUUGGACCACGCGUAUACCACCUUAUCUGGCUCCCAAAAGACAAGGGCCAUUACCAAUGACGCGGAAUAACUGUCCCCUACACCUUUCAUAUUAUGCUUCACAAGUGCUUCUAUUCCGAGCACUGAUGUUCCCCGCGUCGAAAGCGGCGCGCGCUGACCCCAAUUCCAACUUGUGGAGGUGGUUCAAUACGGCGAUUCACGAUAUGAAGAAGUUUGUUCAAUUUAUUGACGGCAUCACCGAAGGUGAUUUACAGAGCUUUUGGGGACGAUUCGCCCGUUCUCAGUUGAUCCUCUGUGGCAAUUUCCUUAUACACCUUUUCAUUGUUGCCUCGGAGCCACCUGAUAUCAAAGUUGCGCAUGACUUGCUCGUUAGCUUUCACGUAUCGCUGCAGAGGUUGACAUCCACCGAAUACUAUCUAGGUAAACUGCUGGUGCGACCAGUAGCACUCCGGGUCGACUCUUUCUUCCAACAGGCUGGUGAAAUCAUCCGACGCGGUGGCCACGGCUAUUGGCAGUUGUCAUCAUUGGCAGUAUUCCGUGAUAACCCGGUUGGGCCCCUAGAAGCCAUGAGUGAGGACUGAGACAUAAUGAGACUGCAAUCAGCUACACAACCAAGAAGAGAGGUACAAGUUCGAUUAUGUGGAAUAAAAUACAUUACAAACGCCAAGUCAACACCGCUCGUCGCCACAUCAUUAUUAUACAACCCUUUUACACGAAAUUUCAAAGUUCUAUCCGUUUCCAGGAUCGGGGAUCCUUCGGUUGGUCCGACUGAUGCGAAAGCGAGUCCUUGAUGAAGCGAUCAGCAGCAUCAAUGAUACGAAUGCUCUGCGCCACGCUAGGUGAUGGCGGUCCACCAAGCAGCUCUUGCCACUGCUGAAGAAGCUGUAUCAGAUGAUCACCUGCCGAGAAGACCUCUAGUCCGAUCAAGUUUCGCAGAGACGGAAUCUUGGACGCAGCCAGCAGAACAAGCAUAGCUCCCGCCAUAGACAGCGAACAAAUCCACGUGUCCAUGAGGACCGUGUGUGAGAAGCCGCGCAAGUUGAGAAUAUGCAUCAAGCAUGCAUCCAGACAUGCCCUACUGCUCUUCAGCAUUUCGGGGCUGGGAUUGGUCGGUGAGCCAACCUUGCCGUCUGGUGGGUGUCCGAGACCGCUGAGAAGCCACAUCAGAUAUGGCCGAUAUAUGACGCUUCGGCAAGUUAAAUAUCUCUGUCUCAAGAAUCCACUGGCGGCAUUUGUGGCAGGCGAUGUAUCAACGGUAAAGGCAAAUGAGGGCGGCAAAACCUCGCGCCAAUCUUCGAGUUGGUGGUGCAGCUCGGCAACAAUGGAGGGAAAUUGAGCCGAGUUCACGGCCGCACCGGUGUCCUUGGCAUAGAGCAAUUGGUGGACGCGAUUCAAGAGUCGCCGCAUACUGAUACAUGCGACAAAAUACAGCGAAGACUGCUCAUCCUCGGAGGUCGAAGCAUGGCUGUAGUAGGUGCGUGGCAGUGGAACGGAUGACUCGACUCGGGCGAUGCCAGAGACUGGGCAAGCAGAAAGCUCGGCAACAUAGUCGCUACAACACACGUUAUUAUACGUUUCGGUUUCAAAUAGAGUAUAGAAAUAGCUAGAGAAUAAACGUACCUUUCAAGGAUAUAGCAUGACC
[Torrubiella] hemipterigena is the source of this 3341-nucleotide messenger RNA. The record is from the annotation of a GenBank genome assembly. NCBI's taxonomy places the organism in Eukaryota, Fungi, Ascomycota, Sordariomycetes, Hypocreales, Clavicipitaceae.